Arabidopsis lyrata subsp. lyrata is the source of this 1609-nucleotide messenger RNA. Its product is annotated as polyadenylate-binding protein-interacting protein 9. NCBI's taxonomy places the organism in Eukaryota, Viridiplantae, Streptophyta, Magnoliopsida, Brassicales, Brassicaceae. Gene Ontology annotation, molecular function: RNA binding. The record is from RefSeq and is a predicted model, not a curated record.
GCGAAGUAGAAAAGGCCAAAAUAGAGAGCGGCCAAAACGGAAGCAAAAAAAACCUCAUCAUUCUUCAUCUCCUCUCUUCUUCAUGCUCACCGCCAUAACCACACCACACACAAGUUUUCUGUAAUCUCAAACUCUUUUAUGGGCUAAUUAAUACAUUUUCACUAGAAACGUCUACGAGAGAUAAGCACUUGUUCUAAUUAUUUUGUGAAAGUUCUUGAAUGGGUUUCUUUCCACUAAGAGUGUUACAUUUUUGGAUUUAGCCGAAUUGUUUUGAUCAUCUUUCGUCAAAGUUUUGAAUUUUACGAAAAUCUACGGGAAAAUUAAGGAGAAAACUUUCUCCUCCUUGUUUUGUUUGGUCUAAAUUUUCUCUGUUUUUGGUGUUUUUGAUCCAAUGGCUACGGUCACUGAGAUGCCCACUGAUGUUGUUGUUGUCGACGAUGUUAAUGGAAUUAGUACCAAAAGUGAUGGCGAAAAGAUCAUAGAUGAGGGAAUUGAGAAGAGCUCGAUCACGUGUUCUAAAACCGAGACUGAAUCCGAGCUCAAACCCAAAUCCGAGUUUGAUAUGCAGAAGCUUGUGGCUAUGUUCAAGAAACUCAAUCCUUUGGCGAAAGAGUUUUUUCCUUCUUACUAUGAUCCGAAGAAGAACCAUCACGUCGGGAAAGCUAAUCAAUUUCUAUCGGCUGACGAUUUUGCCACCACCAAUAAACAAUCUGGUGAAGAAUUUGAUCCUGAUGCCAAAAAGGAUGACAAUACCCGCAAGAGAAGAAACUAUAGCCAAGGGAGGAGGAGGUUAACUGGAAGAAUUUCUAAGGCUCAAAGAGAGGAUAGUAUUAGAAGAACAGUUUAUGUUUCCGACAUUGACCAGAGUGUGACUGAGGAGGGUCUUGCUGGCUUGUUUAGUAACUGUGGACAAGUUGUUGACUGUCGAAUUUGUGGCGAUCCGCAUUCAGUUCUUCGAUUUGCGUUUGUUGAGUUUGCUGAUGACCAGGGCGCACGAGAAGCUUUAAGCCUUGGUGGAACAAUGCUCGGGUUCUACCCGGUGAGGUCAAAAACUGCCAUUCUACCAGUGAAUCCCACAUUUCUUCCAAGGUCAGAAGAUGAAAGGGAGAUGUGCACAAGGACAAUCUAUUGCACAAAUAUCGACAAGAAGGUUUCUCAAGCUGAUGUGAGAAACUUCUUUGAGUCUGCAUGUGGUGAGGUAACUCGCCUGAGGCUUCUUGGCGAUCAAUUGCAUUCAACUCGCAUAGCUUUUGUUGAAUUUACUCUGGCAGAUAGUGCACUUAGGGCGCUUAAUUGCAGCGGGAUGGUCGUUGGAUCCCAACCGAUAAGGGUAAGUCCAUCAAAGACACCAGUGAGGCCAAGAAUCACUCGACCACCAUCGACCAACUAGAAAGAGGCCCGACUAGCUGACUGCAAACAUUUCAUUUCUUUCAGCAAUUGUUUUUUCCAUUCUCUACGUUUCAGAACAGUUAUCUCAAGUUUUAGUAGCUGGAAACACUAUGAUCCUGCUUCUGAAUUUGGAGUUCUUGUUAGGCUCUGUCUUUUCGAGUUCCAGUGAGAUACUUUCAUCUGUUUCAUCAUCUUUCUCUCUUAAGGGAUUUUUGGAGCA